This is a messenger RNA of Auanema sp. JU1783, 669 nucleotides long. Lineage: Eukaryota; Metazoa; Nematoda; Chromadorea; Rhabditida; Rhabditidae. The record is from the annotation of a GenBank genome assembly.
AUGGGAGCCAUGAUGGGUAAAAUCACAGAAUGUGAUGACGCUAAAACCGGGUUACAAAUCGAUUGGGAUCUCUCCGAUUUCUCUGUUUUCACAUGCGAUCAAGAAAAGCCGUUUCCUAUUGCAAAUGAUAUUACUGCUGUCUCGUUCGAAUUGACUAAGCACGAUCCAAACUUCAAUCCUAGAACUGACCAAGUCACUCAUAAAUGCAUCGUAGAUCAACUUGUUUAUAAUGAAAGCAUUCCAAUCAGAGGUGAUCAUCGACCAAACUGGGCUCGGUUCGGUGAAUAUCUUUAUCUUCCUGUUCAAAGGUGGCUUCAUAACUUGGAGCAUGGCUCAAUUAUUCUAUUGUAUCAUCCAUGUGUUGAUAGGAACCAACUUCAAUUACUCCGUAGUUUAGUAACAGGCUGUUUGUGGCGUCAUGUAGUGACUCCAUAUAACAAAUUGUCUUCUGAGAGACCACUGGCCUUAGUUGCUUGGGGUGCCAAAUUGGAAAUGAAUCAUGUCAUCCCAACGGAAGUAAUCACUUUCAUACGCGAGCAUGCUCAUGUGGCACCUGAAGACAUCUCUCGUGAUGGACUGUAUGACCAAUAUCUGAUCAAAGCAGCUGACGUUAUAGACAAUGACCCUGAGGACAAAAAUGUUUGCGGGAAGCUAGUGUCAAAGCCAUAA